Thamnophis sirtalis is the source of this 2574-nucleotide messenger RNA. NCBI's taxonomy places the organism in Eukaryota, Metazoa, Chordata, Lepidosauria, Squamata, Natricidae. The record is from RefSeq and is a predicted model, not a curated record.
AAAGGUUUUAUUCUGGGCUGUUAUAAAUACAUUAAGAAGCCCACUUGUGACUUCCUUUCCUUUCCUUCCUAGAUGCUGAUCAUUGGUGGCGGGGUGGCUGGCUUGGCUGCAGCUGGAGCAGCAAAAUCGAUGGGAGCCAUUGUUAGAGGAUUCGACACCCGCCCUCCAGCUUUGGAGCAGUUCAAAUCCCUCGGCGCGGAACCUUUAGAAAUCAACGUUGCAGAAACGGGAGAAGGUGUUGGAGGUUACGCGAAGGAAAUGUCGAAGGAGUUCAUAGAGGCAGAAAUGGCCCUCUUUGCUAAACAGUGCAAAGAGGUGGACAUUGUUAUUAGCACAGCUCUUAUUCCAGGGAAAAAAGCUCCAAUCUUGAUCACCAAGCCAAUGGUGGAAUCCAUGAGAGAUGGUUCCGUAAUAGUAGAUCUUGCCGCAGAGGCUGGCGGCAAUGUGGAGACCAUCCACCCUGGAGAACUUCAUAUACAUAAGGGCGUGGUGCACAUUGGUUAUACAGACUUGCCAAGCCGAAUGGCUACCCAGGCCAGUAGCCUUUACUCAAACAACAUCUUGAAGUUAUUAAAAGCUAUUUCCCCCAGCAAGGAAUACUUUUACUUUGAGCCAAAAGAUGAUUUUGAUUAUGGGACGAUUGAUCAUGUCAUAAGAGGGACUAUGGUCAUGAAGGAAGGAAGAACGAUCUUUCCAGCACCUUUACCUAAAACUUUACCACCUGCUGCCCCAGUUAAGCAGAAGUCUGUUCAAGAACUAGAAGCAGAAAAACAAGCAGCCCUUUCACCCUUUAGAAAAACAAUGACCUCAGCUGGAGUAUAUACAACAGGUCUGACAUCAGUUUUAGGGCUGGGCCUCAUCUCCCCGAAUUCUGCCUUUACCCAAAUGGUGACAACUUUUGGUCUCGCUGGAAUUGUGGGCUACCACACCGUUUGGGGUGUUACACCUGCUCUUCAUUCACCUCUGAUGUCAGUGACCAAUGCAAUUUCUGGACUCACUGCUGUGGGCGGCUUGGUGUUGAUGGGAGGAUCUUACUUGCCUUCCAGUAUGCCUCAGACAUUAGCUUUACUGGCUGCCUUUGUUUCCUCAGUCAAUAUUGCAGGUGGCUUUCUAAUUACCCAGAGGAUGCUGGAUAUGUUUAAGCGUCCAACAGAUCCACCUGAAUACAACUACCUCUAUCUUCUCCCCGGAACGGUCUUUGUUGGUGGAUAUGGUGCAUCUCUUCUUGGUGGAUACAGUAUUGAGCAGAUGAUAUACUUGGGCUCUGGCCUUUGCUGUGUGGGUGCACUCGCCGGCUUAUCUAGUCAGAGCACUUCACGACUUGGCAACGCCCUUGGGAUGAUUGGUGUUGCUGCUGGCAUUGCAGCUACUUUGGGCAGUUUGAAACCUUCCCCCGAAGUAUUGGCCCAGAUGUCCACAGCCAUGGCCUUGGGCGGCACCAUGGGUCUCACAAUUGCAAAACGGAUCGAGAUCUCCGAUCUCCCACAACUGGUUGCUGCUUUUCACAGCCUGGUUGGUUUGGCAGCCGUUUUGACCUGCGUUGCUGAGUACAUGAUUGAAUAUCCACACCUUGAUUUACAUCCAUCUGCCAGUGUUCUCAAAACCGUGGCCUACUUGGGCACUUACAUUGGAGGUGUAACGUUCAGUGGCUCUUUGGUAGCCUAUGGAAAACUGCAAGGUCUGUUGAACUCUGCUCCUCUUCUCCUGCCUGGCCGUCAUUAUUUGAAUGCUGGACUGAUGGCAGCUUCAGUAGGAGGCAUGAUUUAUUUUAUGUUAGAUUCCAGCUAUACAGGAGGCAUGGCCUGCCUUCUUGGAGUUUCUGGACUCUCCUCAAUAAUGGAUGAUUGGCCAAGAGUCCCACACUUGCCAGAUGUGAAUCCUUAUCCCUUGGUUUCCCGGAUAAAAAAUGACUAUCCUGUGGAUACUGUUGCCCAGUAUCUUUAUGAUAAUGCUCCGAUGCCGUAUGAAAUUAUUUCCAGGUUGGAAAAAAGAAUAGAUGAGUGCAAACUACAAGUCCAGGAGCAUGCUAAACAGAUAUUUACAUUGAAAUCAGAGAAAUCAGAAAUAGAUGAGCAGCCAGGACAAGCUGAUGUAACAUCAUCUCCUGAAUCCCAGGAUGCUUCAAAGAAGAAAAUAAAAAUCGAAAUGAAGGGUACCAAUACUCAGGUUUUGAAGCAGCUGUUUUUUUCUGAAGCAUCUCUUGCGAUUUUGCAGGAUUCUUUCUGGUGGUGGUUUCUUCAUAAGUACCAGCCUGAUCAAGAGGAACAGGACCACUUUUUUGACAGGAUAGCCGAUAGCUACGUGAUGCUUCUCUGGAGCAUCCCAAGUUACAUUAAAGAUGCUUUUCUUCAGAUGUAUCCUGACUGCUUGUCCCAGGCCAUUUACAUUACUUUCUGUGAAGCUUUUCCUCAGGCUUGCCAUCGUUUCAAUGAUCAGUUUAAAGAAGAAUUGAUGGAUUUAAUUUUCCUGUGGAUCAGAGCUUUACUAGCUCCACCGAACUUCAGGGUGUUGUCCGGGGUCCUGAGCCCCAGCAUUGACCUGAGUCCAGGCAACACAAAGACUCAGGGAAGAUGA